Molecule: messenger RNA, 2970 nt
Organism: Manis javanica (Malayan pangolin)
Lineage: Eukaryota; Metazoa; Chordata; Mammalia; Pholidota; Manidae
Source: RefSeq, a predicted model, not a curated record
GUUUAACACCCUCUCCAACCCGAUGCUCACAGGUUGCCUUAGCUGUUGAAGGAGAACCUGCACCUCUUCCAGAAAAGCCUGGAAGCCACAAGGGCCCUGGGAGUCCGGACAAUCUGGGAAAGUCUAGGUUUGGGAGCACUGCCUUAGAGUGACCUCUGGUGUCCUGGCCUUGGGCAUCUCCCAGAGAAAGCAGAUCUGCGAUGCUGGUCAAGGUCUUCCUCGCUUUCUGGGGCUAAUGAAAUGCAUCUCAGUUGUGUUUUGGGGGAGGAAUACAGUGGAUACUCAUCCACCAAUCAAUGGAGGAAUCACCAAAGUUCAUGUUUGGCAAUUUUGAGUGUCAUGGGGAAUGAAAGAUUGUUCCACCUCAUAAUUCCUGGGUUUGUGAUUAGUGGUGACAACCACCUCCUAACCCUACUGGGGACAGCUUCUCUGCUGCGUGCUCGUGGUUUCAGAUGUGGGCGGCCUGUGCUCGCAUCACUGGUUGCUGCAGUUAUCUCCCGACUCGGGCUGAGAGGCUUUGCAGGGACGGUCGGAGGCAAGUCACCUGCAGGUCUGGAGGGUUGGGGCCCCUCAGCCUUGCCGUGGGAUCUGGCCGAUGCAUCUGGAAAGGUCGGACCUUGGAGAGCGAGGCCCUGAUGUGGGACAUGGGCACCUGGCUGCUGAUCUGCUCCUGCAUCUGCACCUGGGUCGGCUUGGGGGCCUCUGCACCAGGGGAAGGAGGAGGGACUGCCUGUCAGGGUGUCAGCUGCCAGAGCCUCGCCGUCACCCAUUCCCACCCUGGAGCAGCUACUGUGUCACUUUCCCCAGGGCCAGGUGCUGGGACUGUCACCUGCCUCAACAACAACAUCCUGAGGAUUGACUGCCACUGGUCUGCCCCAGAGCCAAGCCGGGGGGCCAGGUCAUGGCUCCUCUUCACCAGCAAGCACGGGCCGGGCAGCAAGCACAGGUGUGUCUUCCAAGCCAGCGUGUGCAGUGUGCUGCUUCCCCCUGAGGAGGUGCUGGUGCCUUCUGACAGCUUCUCCAUCACUUUGCACCAUGACGUGUCUGGGGAGGAGCAGGUCAGCCUGGUGGACUCACAGUACCUGCCCCGGAGACAUGUGAAGCUGGACCCUCCUUUGGACUUGAAUAGCAAUGUCAGCUCUGGCAACUGUGCCCUGACCUGGAGCAUCAGUCCUGCCUUGGAGCCACUGACCUCACUCCUCAGCUAUGAACUGGCCUUCAAGAAACAGGAAGAGACUUGGGAGCAGGCAUGGUACAAGGAUCGCAUUUUUGGGGUGACCUGGCUCAUCCUGGAAGCUGUUGAGCUGGACCCUGGCUCCAGCUAUGAGGCCAGGCUGCGUGUCCAGAUGGCCACACCGGAGGAUGAAGUGGCAGAGGAGGAGCGCUUUGAGGGCCUGUGGAGUGAGUGGAGCCAGGCCGUGAGCUUCCGCUCUCCCCGGAUAAGAGGCCGCCUGACCCCUGCUUUGGGGAAGCCCCACGGCACUCUUGUUCCUGUCUUCAUCUUUUUCCUGCUGACCAGUUUGGCCUUUGUCCUGUUCAAGCUGUCACCCAGGGUGAAGAAAUCUUUUUACCAGCAUGUGCCCUCUCCAGCGGCCUUCUUCCAGCCUCUCUACAGUGUGCACAAUGGGAACUUCCAGACUUGGACAGGGGCCCACAGAGCUGGCUGGAGUCAGAGCCAGGACUACGUCGUUACCCCACGAGAAGGCUCAGAGUCCAGUGUCCAGGAGGCCGUUGCGAUGCUCACUUAUGACACAGGGGUUCCCUGGCAAUCACUGGGCCUAGAGGAGGAAGAGGGCCUUGGCACAGGCCUCCCAGCAGAUGUACUGUCAGCUGGGCACAUGGAGUGGAGAGGACAGCCACCUGCCUACCUGCCCCAGGAGGACUGGGGCCCUGUGAGCCCCCCUGGGCCAGCUCCCUUGCCAUCACAGGGCAGCAGCAGUGGCUACUGUGCCCUGGGCUGCUACCAGGCAUGCUGCCCCUCGACUGUCCCUGGAGACACACAUAGCUCUGUGUCCAUCUUGCCCGUGGCCUUUGGCAUUUCCCGUGACCAGCCGAACCUGGAUCCCCAGCAAGGAGGCACCUGUGUGGGAGUUGUUCACAGUCAGAGGCAAGACCCCGGUGAAUAGGUAGCAUGAGGACUUGUGUGGCAUUUUCCUCUCUCUUACCCUUGGCAGACGCUGGUCUUGAUCCUGAAAGUUAUAGAACCCUGACCUGGUCAGUUGCGUCCUGUCUGUUUUGGGGAAAAUGGACUAAAGUCUUUGGAGCUCACCCUUGACUGAGACUGGACCUCGUGUAGAGGGACACUUAUACAGUGGUCAGACCUCCUGUCCAGAUGGAAGCAGGAGGACCCCCUCGCCCCUCCACUCUGCACCUGUGGGGAAGGGCCUCUGCCUUCAGCUUCCAUUAGGGCACCAGAGUACCUCACAGGACAUUUAAUUACGUAGGCAUGUUUGUACUUCUUGUUACAUAUGCUGCAUAGGAAGCAGUAAGCUUAAGAAAUUGGUCUGUCCCAACUACUGAUCUUUUAUCCUUGGCGUCUAGCAGUGUCAAACACAUAGUAAAUACUCAAGAAGGGCUUCAUAAAAAACAAAUGUACCAAUAAACCUAUGAGCUGGUUCUUGAAAGUUAGGAAUACAUCAGCCAGGCAGAAGAAUGGAGGGAGGGCAUUCCACCCAAGGGAAGGAACAUGCAAAAAAUCAUGGAGGUAUACUGACCAUGUUUUACUUUCAUUUUUUUAGGAUAUUAUCAUUGGGUGUAAACUUCUAGGUAAACAGUGUUUUCCCUUUAGCGUUUGAAGACAUUGCUCUGCUUUCUUCUCUUCCACUGUUUGUGACAAAGACAUGGCCCUCACACUGUUCUAACUGAAGUGUGUCUUGUGUGUGCACAUGUGUGUGUGUGUGUGUGUGAAAGAGAGGGGCUGCUGUUAAGUUUCCCUCUAUGUCAACUUUUGGGCAUUUUGCUUAUGAUGCG